AUGAGGGCAUUGAAGGUUCCAAGCCUAACGAUGGUGGGUCUCUUGUUCGUUGCAAUUUUCGUUACUGCUCAGAUCCAGCUCUCUGCGUUAUACUCUAUGAUCUUCUCUUCUUCUUCGUUGUCAUCGUGGUCGUCGUCUUCUUCUUCUUCUGAUCUCUCUCUCAGAUCAUCACUUUCUAAUCGUUCUGCAACUUCAGAGGACCAGUCUCCGCCAGAAAAAGCAAGUGGCAAAAUCAAGCAACUUCUACCCGAGUCAUCCCAACUUUCAACAGCCACCCAAAUUAGCUGCGACCACAGUUCUAAUCGUUAUGAUCUUUGCAACAUUAGUGGUCCCACUGUUGUGGACUCCACUACGACUACAUUCUUUGUUAUGGAUCGUGCAAGAUCUAACAAGCUGAAGAUUGUGGAGAAGAUUAAACCAUACCCAAGAAAAUUUGAUCAUGACAUGAUGCCCAAAAUCAAGGACGUCACUCUCAUUUUAGGCCCAAAAGGCCCAAAAUGCAAGGUACACCACAACGUGCCAGCCUUGGUAUUCUCUGUUGGUGGGUACACUGGAAACUUUUUCCAUGAUUUCAACGAUGGAUUCAUCCCUUUGUUCAUCACCAUCAAUACUAUUUUUCCAAAUCAUCAAGAUUUUGUGAUCGUCCUAUCUGAGGGCCCUAAUUGGUGGCACAUCAAGUACAUAGAUUUACUAAAAGUGUUCAGCAAGCACCCAAUUAUUUCCCUAAACAAUGAAACCAAAACCCAUUGUUUUCCUUCAGCCCAUAUAGGCCUCAUUUCACAUGGUUUCAUGACCAUAAACCACACAUUAUUACCAAACUCAAAAACAUACUUGCAUCUUCAUGACAUGGUACAUAAAGCCUAUGGCAACCACCAUAACCAAAUUCCUCCACCCACAAGUCUCACUUUUCGACCACAACUCAUUUUUGUGAUCCGAAAAGGUGCCAUUGGAAGAGUAAUAGUGAACCAAGGAGAAGCAAUUCGAGUCAUGGAAGAAGUAGGUUUUGAUGUGGUUGUUUUCGAGCCUAAGGAGAAUACAUCAUUACAUGAGUCUUAUGCACUUGUUAGUUCAAGCCAUGCUAUGAUUGGUGUUCAUGGUGCUGCGCUUAUGCACUCGUUAUUCCUCCAAACAGGAUCGGUGUUUAUGCAGAUUGUUCCGAUAGGGAUAAAAUGGGCGGCAAAAGCAUUUUUUGGGAGGGUAGCGAAAGGGUUGAAGUUAGAGUACAUGGAGUAUCAUAUUGAAGUGGAAGAGAGUAGCUUGGUGGAGAAAUAUGAGAGGGACAGUUUAAUGCUGAGAAAUCCAAGUUCUUUACAAAAGGGUGGUUGGCCAAUAGAGGUAAUGGAUAUAUAUUUGAAGGAGCAAAAUGUGAAGCUAGAUUUGGUUAGGUUUAGAGGGUAUUUGAAGGAAGCAUAUGAGAAGGCCUACAAGUUCAUGUACACAAAGAAGAAAGUGGAUUUACCUUAA
Prosopis cineraria is the source of this 1464-nucleotide messenger RNA. Its product is annotated as xylan glycosyltransferase MUCI21-like. Gene Ontology annotation, molecular function: glycosyltransferase activity. The record is from RefSeq and is a predicted model, not a curated record. The transcript is spliced from 2 exons. Bases 1 to 1464 code for a protein of 487 amino acids. NCBI's taxonomy places the organism in Eukaryota, Viridiplantae, Streptophyta, Magnoliopsida, Fabales, Fabaceae.